UUCUGCUUUUUCUCCAACCCUUAUCUUUGUUUCAUUCUUGAAAUAUUUUUCAUAAUUAAGAACGGUGAAGUUAAACUUUUUUGGUGGUUAAUAACAUAUUUUAGGAACCGUUGCUUUAAUUUCCCUUUUUUCUUUUGUGGAGGAUGGCUGGAUAGCAUUAUUCUUGAUUUAAUUCCAGAACAAAGGGUUGGAAAAAAUUUUAAGAACUGAUUCCACUUCAGAUUUGUGAACAUGUAUAGUCGUGCUUAAAAGCUAUAUUUAUGAAAGAGAGAUGCUUUCCAAACACUAAAAGAAAAAUAAUAAUAAUAAAAAAAUAAAAAUAUGGGGGUAGCUUUAAAGAAUAGUACCUAACUGCCUGAGAAUGGUAAUAUAUUCAACCAUUUGCUGAAGUAAACUAUGAUUAAAAUAACUGGUACUAAGGCUGAGAAAUUGCUGUGAAGAUACUGCUGGCCAUACAAAGCAGGAAGGCUGUAUUUUUUUAAUGAGAAUGUCAACCUGUUUCCUGCAUAUGUCUGCCAGGGUUGCCAGACUAUGAGAGGGUGGGCAUUUUUUUUGUCCUUAAAAAGUGGGUGUGGCCCCCCUUGUUUGAGAGAUGGUCCGGCUAGGGUGUAUGCAAAUGACCCUGGCAGACUAUCAUUUUCCUAUUAACAAUUGUAAUAGUUAUGGUAAUAUUUACGAGGGAUUUGCUGCAAUAAAUGACACACUAGGUUGGUUAGUAUAUAAAGAGUUCAUUGUUGUAUUCGGAACUCUUUCCAUGUUGUGGGUGACUAGUUAAUAUUGGGGCCAGCUUCUGAAUUACCUGAGAAUGGUACUCCAUUGGAGAUACCAGUCUUGGACCGAAGAUGAAGAAACCGUUAUCGAGCAAGAGGUUUAGUGAGUGUCUAUGCUAGUUGAUCCUCUGCAGAGACUUUCAGAUUCCUUUACUAACUUGAUUACAGGUGAAGUGAAAACUUGAUUAUCUGGAAGAUGGGUGUGCCUAUGUUGUGUCAGUAAAUAUUUUAUUGAUGAGACCGGCGAUUUUAAGUUCACUAAGUGGAGAUAAUCCAAAGGACUUCAGUAAUGACAGAGGUUCAUACAUGCAAUAAGCUAGCUAGUAGACAUGUGAGAGUUGGGCUUGCUGAUCCCAUUGAUGUGCCUCGUUGCGAUAUAUGUGAAAACUCACCUGUGGAUGGAAGCUCCCUUUGUUUGCAAUGCGAUAUGGUUGUACAUGUUGGAGGCAAAAGAACUCAUGGAAGAUAUCUCCUGUUAAGGCAGAGAGUUCAGUUUCAAGGAAGUACAUCUGGGUGUGAAGAGGAGCUUGGUACCCAACUAAUAGAUUCAGCUGAAAACAAGAGGGAAUAUACUAACUCUACCAAGCAAAUUGUUCAAGAUGAGAAGCAGAAUCUCGAGGCCUCUGCCGUUCCAAAUUUAUACUCCAUUGCUGAUGGACCUGCUAAGAUGGACACUGGAAUGAUUGAUUUGAAUAUGAAGCCACAUCGACUCCAUGACCAAGCUUCAAAUAAUCAGUUUGAAGUUAGUUCAUUAUGUAGUCUCUUCACAUAUCCGCCUAGGACACAAGUAACUGUUGCAUUGAGAAUUUGAGAGUGCCAAGACCAUUUGAACAUUCCAUUUGUGAACAGAAAAUGAAGAGAUUUAGAGGUGAAGAACGUCUUUUCUUUUUGUUUAUGCAAUUUCACUCGAAGUCAUAAGGUUAAAGCAUUUUAUCUUAGAAUGUUAUCUCAAAGGAAUCAAUGGAUUGUUCUUGCUUGAACUAUAAAUAAUUUUCAGAAUAACGCUUUUACUUUUUUUUAGGAUCUAAUGCGAUAGGGUGAAUUGACACAGUUACAUAAUUGUCUUUAAUAUUUUGUCAUUUCUUUAUUUUUCGAUAUCUUACAAGGAUCAAACUAAAGAUCUCCUUUUUUCUUCAA
This is a messenger RNA of Olea europaea var. sylvestris, 1907 nucleotides long. RefSeq names its product B-box zinc finger protein 19-like. Bases 1060 to 1581 code for a protein of 173 amino acids. Gene Ontology annotation, biological process: photomorphogenesis; regulation of DNA-templated transcription. Gene Ontology annotation, cellular component: nucleus. Gene Ontology annotation, molecular function: zinc ion binding. The record is from RefSeq and is a predicted model, not a curated record. Lineage: Eukaryota; Viridiplantae; Streptophyta; Magnoliopsida; Lamiales; Oleaceae. The transcript has 5 exons.